AUGCACGCGUGGAACACGGACCGGAUCCGUGCCCGCUUCGCCGACCCCGGGAUCCAGCAGUUUAAAGUUGUGGACGAGGCCACGGGGAAGAUCGUCGCGUUCGCGAAGUGGGAUGUCCCGGCUGCGGUUAAGGGGUUGGCGGAGGGGUUUGAGGUGUUUGAUGAGGAGGGGAGGGUUGUGCAGAGGAAGGAGGGCGAGGAGGAGGAGGUGAAGAAGUUUGUUUUGGAAGUGCCGGAGGGGGUCGAUAAGGAGUUGUUUGAUGAGUUGUUUAUCGGGUUGAAGAAGUAUGGCAUCAUAUGCACCGAGCCAUCCUACCACGGCCGUGGUAUAGGCGCCGCUCUCAUACAGAGCGUUCUUGCCGUCGCAGACGCCGAGCAGGUUCCCGCGUACCUUGAGGCCAUGCCCCUGGCUGUCAAUCUAUACAAGCGCCAAGGCUUUGUUCCUGUAGAUACGUUGCAGUUCGACGCAUCUAAAGUUGGAAAGGAGCACAAGCCUACGCUAGCUAUUAUGGUACGGGAGCCUAAAUCGACGGCGUAGAAGGGGCGCUGAGUUGAUGGCUUGUCCUAAUAAGUCGUCAAGGGUGCAUGCGGGAUAGUUGGCAACGGAUGGUUAUAGAUGAUUUGCUAUAGUACUCACAAGGUAUACACAAAAGAC
This is a messenger RNA of Annulohypoxylon maeteangense, 654 nucleotides long. RefSeq lists its product as uncharacterized. The record is from RefSeq and is a predicted model, not a curated record. Lineage: Eukaryota; Fungi; Ascomycota; Sordariomycetes; Xylariales; Hypoxylaceae. The coding region runs from base 1 to 537 and encodes 178 amino acids. Gene Ontology annotation, molecular function: acyltransferase activity, transferring groups other than amino-acyl groups. The transcript has 2 exons.